CAUGCGCAACGAAAAUCAUAACAUCGCUCACUUUACCGCAGUAGGAAACAUGGCGCAGAGUUGCACUUUGUCCUCUUAAACAAACCAUGUAGCUUUCCACGGCUGCACUUAAAGAACAUAUGACCUGGUUUAUAGGUAAAGAUUACAACACUUCACGUGAGUGUCUUGCUAAUUAAAGUUAUGAUAACACGUCACUGUGAACUAGUGACCGGGCUGCACAGCACGUGCUGCUCCAGCUGCUCUGAAUAACACAGUGUGUCAGAGGAUCGUGUCCUUAAUUUUCCUGGAGAUCAAUAAACAGGACUCCUGACCUACUGUUUACACUGGCUGCACUGAUAACACAUUAUAUAAAUGAUUUUUGAACAUGAAUGAAGGAGAAGAGGCUGCUGUCAUCGGACUCUUCAGUGGGUUUACUGGAUGCAGGCUGGUUUGCACUCAGAGCCGUUAGAUGCUGCCUGAGUCCAUUUCCAACAUCCAGAUCAUGGCUGUCCACCAGAGCCUCCCUGCUGGGGCACAAGAACCUCCUGCUCAUGGGUCCUCCUGGAGCAGGGAAGACCACGGUGGGGAGGGUAGUGGCCCACAGACUGGGACUCCCUGUCAUUGACGUGGACGACGACAUCCUGGAGAAGACAUGGAAGAUGCCCGUCGCUGCCAAGCUGGCGGCUGUCGGCGGACAGCGCUUCCUGGAGGAAGAAGGCGACGCUUUGUGUAACUUCUCUGCCUCGGGGUGUGUUGUUUCCCUGACGGGCUCCAACCCUCUUCACACUGCAGCCAUGCAGCACGUCAAAGACUCCGGACUGGUCGUCUACCUGGACGUAGACUGCGAAGACAUCGUGCAGCGUCUCGCCAGGAUGAAGGUGAACAGGAUCGUGGGCCAGGAGGCAGGGGCGUCCAUGAGGGACAUCCUGCGCUACAGGAAACAGUUCUACGAGAGGUGGCUCAACGUGCGGGUGCUGUGUGGAACUGGGGACACGGUGGAGGAAGUGGCAGAGAAGGUGGUGAAAGCUGUGGAGAGAUAUCAGAACCGCGAUGCAGAAACCUACGUGUCGACCAGGACUGACCAGGGAUCGUCCAAUCAGAAAACAUACUUCAGUGAUGUGGUCAUCGAGGGUCUGGCCACAGAUGGAGGCCUCUACGUUCCCAAAAAUGGCUUCCCGAAGUUAGACGCCCGUGAAUGGCUGAGACUAGCGGACAUGUCAUACCCAGAGCGAGCGUUAGUGUUACUGGAGAAGUGCGUUCACCUGUUGGACGUCCCUCCUGUGGAUCUCAGGACAAUGAUAUUCAACGCAUAUGGGUCGAACUUUUCCAGUGAGGCAGUGGCACCGGUCAAACAUCUCACCAACAAUCAGUACGUCCAGGAGCUUUUUCACGGCCCCACCGCCUCGUUCAAAGACCUCGCCCUGCAGCUGAUGCCCCAGCUCUUCGCCUACUGCCUCCCCCAGAUGUGCAACUACCUCAUUCUCGUGGCCACAUCUGGAGACACCGGGAGCGCCGUGCUGAGCGGCUUCAGCAGGCUGAGCGGCUCUGACAGACACAGGACCGGGGUGCUGGUGUUUUUCCCGGAGGAAGGCGUGAGCGAGAUCCAGAAGCUCCAGAUGACGAGCUACAGGGAGGGCAACGCCAGAGCCGUCAGCGUCCGGUCGGACUUUGACUUCUGUCAGAGAAGCAUUAAGAGGAUGUUCGGAGAGUCUGGGCUGAGCGGGCACCUCGCUGUGGAGUACGGCACCGUCCUCAGCACCGCCAACUCCAUCAACUGGGCCCGGCUGCUGCCCCAGGUGGUGUAUCACUCCUCAGCCUAUCUGGAUCUGUGCAGAGACGGUGUUAUCAAGUUCGGGCAGCCCAUCGAUGUUUGCAUCCCCACCGGUAACUUUGGCAACGCCAUGUCGGCUGUGUACGCCAAGCAAAUGGGCAUCCCGAUAAGAAAAGUCAUCUGCGCGUCCAACCACAACCGUAUCGUCACGGACUUUAUCACCACCGGCGAGUGCGAUCUGCGGGGACGGCCUCUGAUGCCGUCCCACUCCCCGGCUAUAGAUAUCCUGAAAUCCUCCAACCUGGAGAGGUUUAUCCACCACGUCUCUGACGGAGACAGCCGUCUUGUCAGGGAGCUGUUCACACGCCUGGACGCGCAGCAGCACUUUCGGGUCCCCGGGCCUCUUGUUGGCAGGAUUCAGCGGGAGGUGCAGGCCGGCUGGUGCUCUGAGGACGACUGCUUGGCCGCCAUCCAGAGCGUUCGCACGCAGACGGGCUACGUCAUGGACACACACACCGCCGUGGCCAAAGUGGUGGCUGACAGGCUGCAGGACGGCUCGUGUCCCGUGGUGCUCUGUGCCACCGCUCACUAUGGGAAAUUUGCUCCCGCUGUGUUCGAAGCCUUAGACAUUCAAAGUAUUCCAGAGGAUCCAGUCGAGCAGCUGAAGACGCUCGCAUCAGCCGCGUCCGGACCAGAAACACACAGGGACAUGAUGCGAUGCCUGGAGGAGAGCGGCAGGCGGAGACACACCGUCUGUCAGCCAGAGUACAGCGUGCUGGUGGAGGAGGUGGAGAACAUGAUACAGGACUCCUUCUUGAAAGUGAUGUAGGAUUAUUGCAGCAUUUUCCUGAUCAAAAUUAAUUAUUUUAAAAUAAAAUAUACAAUCUAUAUGUCA
Acanthopagrus latus (yellowfin seabream) is the source of this 2645-nucleotide messenger RNA. RefSeq names its product threonine synthase-like 1. The transcript has 4 exons. Gene Ontology annotation, biological process: amino acid metabolic process. Gene Ontology annotation, cellular component: cytoplasm. NCBI's taxonomy places the organism in Eukaryota, Metazoa, Chordata, Actinopteri, Spariformes, Sparidae. Gene Ontology annotation, molecular function: pyridoxal phosphate binding. The record is from RefSeq and is a predicted model, not a curated record. Bases 369 to 2579 code for a protein of 736 amino acids.